Messenger RNA from Dromaius novaehollandiae (emu), 5855 nucleotides. RefSeq names its product ribosomal protein S6 kinase A1 (gene RPS6KA1). The transcript has 24 exons. The coding region runs from base 423 to 2846 and encodes 807 amino acids. The record is from RefSeq and is a predicted model, not a curated record. Gene Ontology annotation, molecular function: ATP binding; magnesium ion binding; protein serine/threonine kinase activity. Lineage: Eukaryota; Metazoa; Chordata; Aves; Casuariiformes; Dromaiidae. Gene Ontology annotation, biological process: peptidyl-serine phosphorylation; positive regulation of DNA-templated transcription; intracellular signal transduction.
UGUUAUGGUUUAAAUACUCCACUUUGGUUUUUCCAUCUGGGUGGGAAUCUCCAAGGGUGCUGGGAUGUGAUGUUCAAAGGUCGGCUUCAAGGGGCUGAGCGCUGAAGCAGAGCAGGUCGCGUCAGUGUUUCAUCUUGUUCUCCUUCCAGAAAGCAUGCGGAGCGUCAUCCUUUGCUCAUCUGUCUGCGCGUUCCUGUCCCGGCCCCAUCUGACACGCACCCGCGGAGCAGAAGGAAAUCCAAAAAGGGCGAUGAAUUUUGCAAACAAGUGAAGAAGGUGAACGGGAUGCCAGUGCUGACAUCAUCGUGUUACGGAUGCCAUUUAAAGCAGGUUUCCGUCUGCACCAGCUGGAGGAUGCACGUAACCAGACGGCACACUGCGCACCAGGCGAGAGGGGAAAUUAUGGACAGCUUUGGCGCUAAAUGAAUAACUCCGUGCAAGAUCUGCUUCGGCUCGCUCCCGCAAAUGGGCAGGCUGCUCCAGAAGAAGGUGGGAAUCCUCCAUCCCAGCAGCUUAGCAAAGGUGAUCCUGCUGAUCCGGUGCCCGUGGUCUGUGCAGCACCUGGAAUAACCCGAUGGGAGCAGAACAUCUCCUUGAGUGCGGUGUUGCCUGGAAAUCUGCCUUCCCCUCUCCAGCGCGAGGACUGGCUGGAGCUACUGCCGCUCUUAACACUCGGCUUUUUCAGCCUGUCAGUGGCAAAAUCAGACAUCACUUGGAUAGAGAAAGACCUUGUGGACUCAGCAGACAAGGGCGAAGGCGUUGUGAAAGAAAUCAACAUCACGCACCAUGUGAAGGAGGGCUCCGAGAAAGCGGAUCCCUCACAGUUUGAGCUUCUGAAGGUUCUGGGACAGGGCUCUUUUGGGAAGGUCUUUCUGGUGAGAAAAAUCACUCCGCCAGACAGCAACCACCUCUAUGCCAUGAAAGUGCUCAAGAAGGCAACCUUGAAAGUGCGUGACCGAGUGAGGACAAAGAUAGAAAGGGAUAUCCUGGCUGAUGUGAACCAUCCCUUUGUGGUGAAACUCCACUACGCAUUCCAGACAGAGGGGAAGCUCUAUCUCAUCUUGGAUUUCCUCAGAGGAGGUGACCUUUUCACUCGGCUUUCCAAAGAGGUCAUGUUCACAGAGGAGGACGUGAAGUUCUACCUGGCAGAGCUGGCUCUGGGGCUCGACCACUUGCACAGCCUGGGAAUCAUAUACAGAGACCUCAAACCAGAAAACAUCCUCCUGGAUGAAGAAGGGCACAUCAAACUCACAGAUUUUGGCUUGAGUAAAGAAGCUAUAGACCAUGAGAAGAAAGCCUAUUCCUUCUGCGGGACAGUGGAAUACAUGGCGCCCGAAGUUGUGAAUCGCCAGGGCCACUCCCACAGUGCUGACUGGUGGUCGUACGGGGUGUUAAUGUUUGAAAUGCUCACUGGCUCGCUGCCCUUCCAGGGCAAGGAUCGUAAGGAGACGAUGACCCUCAUCCUCAAAGCAAAGCUGGGCAUGCCUCAGUUCCUCAGCUCUGAAGCACAGAGUCUCCUGCGAGCCCUUUUCAAAAGGAAUCCGGCCAACAGAUUGGGUUCUGGUCCAGAUGGGGCAGAAGAGAUAAAGCGCCAUCCUUUCUACUCGACUAUUGACUGGAAUAAGCUGUAUCGAAGGGAAAUCAAACCACCGUUCAAGCCUGCAGUAGGCCAGCCAGAUGACACCUUUUACUUUGACACAGAGUUUACGUCUCGUACACCCAAAGAUUCCCCAGGCAUCCCCCCGAGCGCCGGGGCCCAUCAGCUCUUCCGUGGCUUCAGUUUCGUGGCGACUGGACUGAUGGAGGAUGGCAAGGUGAAACCUGCCCAGUCCCCUCUGAACUCGGUGGUGCAGCAGCUGCACGGCAAGAACGUCCAGUUCAACGACGGCUACGUGGUGAAGGAGGCGAUCGGCGUUGGCUCCUACUCAGUGUGUAAACGCUGCAUCCAUAAAGCAACCAACAUGGAAUACGCGGUCAAGGUCAUUGACAAGAGCAAGCGAGACCCUUCUGAAGAAAUCGAAAUCCUCCUGCGAUAUGGGCAGCAUCCAAACAUCAUUACCUUGAAAGACGUGUACGAUGAUGGGAAGUACGUGUAUCUGGUGACUGAGCUGAUGCGGGGAGGGGAGCUGCUGGAUAAGAUCCUCAGACAGAAGUUUUUCUCGGAGCGGGAGGCCAGCUCUGUCCUGCACACGAUCUGUAAAACGGUGGAGUAUCUGCACUCGCAAGGGGUGGUUCACAGGGACUUGAAACCCAGCAACAUCCUCUAUGUGGAUGAGUCAGGAAACCCAGAAAGCAUUCGCAUUUGCGACUUCGGCUUUGCCAAGCAGCUGAGGGCUGAGAACGGCCUUCUCAUGACUCCUUGUUACACUGCAAACUUCGUGGCACCUGAGGUACUAAAACGCCAAGGCUACGAUGAGGGCUGUGACAUCUGGAGCCUGGGAGUUCUCCUCUACACGAUGCUCGCAGGCUGCACCCCAUUUGCAAACGGGCCCAGUGACACUCCAGAAGAGAUCCUGACCCGAAUAGGCGGGGGGAAGUUCUCUGUCAGUGGAGGCAACUGGGACACUAUUUCUGAGAUAGCAAAGGAUCUGGUAUCAAAGAUGCUUCACGUAGAUCCUCACCAGCGCCUAACAGCCAAACAGGUCCUGCAGCACUCGUGGAUAACACAGAAGGAUAGCUUACCCCAGAGCCAGCUGAAUCACCAGGACGUUCAGCUUGUGAAGGGGGCCAUGGCUGCCACAUACUCUGCACUGAACAGCUCCAAGCCAAGCCCCCAGCUGAAGCCCAUCGAAUCCUCCAUUCUGGCCCAGAGGCGGGUGAAGAAACUUCCUUCUACCACACUGUGAAUUUGGGGCAGUCUGCGGCAGCACUGUGCAAUGCGAUCACACCAGACCUUGCACGACCUCCUGAGGAUAGGGGCAGGAUGGUGGGCAGUAAAUGCCUGCAAAGGAGCUCCCUUGAGGACUUUUUCUGAAAUCCACAUCAAGGCCAAGUGCCUUUCUGCUUCUGAAAGACUGGCUCCUCUUUGUGUGGACUGAUCUUUACUGAGAGAACUUCACUGUAAAACUUUUUUGAAGUGUAAAUUGUCAAUUUUUAAAGACAUCCAUCUGUGUAUAUGAGAACUAGAAUGUAUAACUGAUGUCAAGUGGCACUAAAAAGCAGCUCUGAUUCACCCUCUCCUGUGUAGGGCCAGAUCUUUGUUGUAGCUACAUCAUAUCUUGGAAUUGAUCUUCUCCAUCACCACUGCAGCUGGAAGACUGCAUGAUGUUUGGGUUUUAGGCUUUGGGUUUUUUCUUCCCUUGAAACUUUGUAAGUCCUUCCCAAAGUCAAACUUGCAGACUCCUAGCCAACAGCACUUGUGUUUGUAAAGAACUUCCCCCUCCUUCACUUCUUUUUUUUUGGUGUGCGUGUGUACGUUCAGAUCGUAAGGUCGAUUUUUCAGACUCCAUUUCUUCCCAUCUCUUCUGCCCUCCCCCAGGCCACGUGGCUGUUCUCCAAACAAAAUAAACCAAGUGUUUUCCAAACACUCUCUCAGAGGAUAAGCUGCCCAGAAUACCUGCUAGAUUUGGCUCCUUCCUUCCUUCCCAUCCUCACGUGAAUUCGCCCUCGCCCCCGGUGCUCGCUGGGGAUGUUGUCACCCGAGCGGGUGUGGAUGGCACAGGAACCUUCUCCGCGGCAGAGCUGAGGUUUGGGGCUGGCUUUGGCCGCUGCUCUUAACCACUUCUGUUUUCCCUUUCAUUUAGCGGGAAUCUGUGAAGCAAACCAUACCUUUUUUUAAUUUAACUUUGUUCUACAGCUGGUAACUCAGGGUUUCUUUCCAAAUUGUACAAUAAACAUGUCAUUCAGUUGAUACUACUUUACUGACUGACUUUUAGCUGCAGACUAAGUGACCCUAGUCAUUGCCUCCUCUGUAAUACGGGCAUAAUGAUUCUUACCUGCUUUUUGAGAGAUGUGCAAAGCGUUUUCCUCUGCAGAGGUGUCUGUCCUCCACAGCUGGCCCUCUGAUGGGAAAAGCAGCAGUGCUGCAGUAGGGCUGCGUGUUUUGCCCCCUUCUCCCAGGUUUAAUACCCUGCUUUGCCGUUGGAAAUCAUUAGAACUAGUUACGGGCUAAGGCAGUAAUCAACAGGAAAGGUGGCAGGAUGCGGAGAAGGGAAACUUCUUACUCUCGAGACAUCGUAGUUUAGUAGAAAGCAACCCUUGCAGGUGAGCUGUGCCAGAAGCAAGUUCCUGAUCCCCUCUAACUCGCAGAGAAUGGCGAGAGCUCUCCUAGUUACUGGUGGGUGUUUCCUGGGAGGACUGGAAGAACUAGGGAGACUGCAAGCGCUCAGAAAAGCGACUGAAGACAGCAGAGGUUCUCAUGCGAAUAUCUGCUCCCUUUGGCUGGUCACACAGAGAGGAGAAACUUUCUUUUUGCCUCUCCCCUUUGCUUGGUCCCAGGAGACUUCAAAAUAGAGAAUUCCAUUAAAAAUUUCUCAGAGAUGGGCAGCUCUCUUCCUCCUCCUCCACCCUCACCCAGGCAGGUCCUGUUUUACUCCCCGGAGCAGCCAGUGAGAAGCUGAAAUAGUCAAGAUGUUUUCCUGUAUUUAUUCUAAGUGUUGCCCUAGGUUUCAGUACCCUCUGAGAGGAGAAGGCCGGUGUCAGUGCAUGCUGCAUCUUCUCACUGGUGUUGCUAUGAACCUGCAGCAGAGCUGGUUUUAAUCCUUUGCUGAUAGUGGCAGAGCACAUCUGGUGCCGUCGUGCCCAGGGAUGAGCUCUGCUGCUCUGCAUGUGCUAGGUUAACUCCGUUGUACUUCAGGAAUUAGCAAAAAAGUACAUUUCUGAAUGGCGUGAGUUGAACGGGCAGUGUUACUCUGCAGCCCAUCACUUUCCUUGUGUCGAUGUUAGAGGGUCUCACCCGGGAUGACAACACUUUUGUGCUGAAAGAGCUGGACCUUGCGUGCUGCAGGCCUGGCAGGGCCUGUGUGAAAUGCCUUCAUCAAAGAUUCUCGCUUUCUCCUCUGGCACAAUUUUUGCAUUGAUGCCAAUGAACCUGCCUUACGUUUACUACAGCGGUGCAGUCACCCUUGUGCCAGUAAAAUUGUGUGCAAGUUUUAGCUACCCUAAAUAAAUAUAACAAUUAUAAACAACUUCUUUUGGGAGCUUGGGGUCAGUCCCCUUGGGUGUUGCUGAAAUUUAAGCAGACACCUCCCAACAAUUUUUAAGAAUAUUUCCUACGUUGCACUUCAAGAGUGGACUCUUAAGAGGUUACGUGGGUUUGACGUGUUGCUGGUGUUCACCACUCACCAUCAGCCUCCAAGCAAUACAGACCGGUCGGGAUCAGUCCUAACACCAAAUGUUUGUCCUGCUGGAAUGGUAGUUGGCAUAUUUGUGUGAAAUUGUGAAUGUUUUCAAGUUUUUAAUCGGGAUAAACAUUAUACCCUUUGCUUAAUCCUCCCUGUAAUGGUGCUGGUGUGAGGCCAAGUGGCGACAACUCAAGGAUAUGUAGGAUAACCAGAUGCAGAGCACUGUCCGCACAAGGAGAACAGCCUGCGGUUGCUGCAGAAGCGGUGCUGGCGGUAAGCAACACCCGGCACGUCAGACCCCUCCGCUGUGACUUUUUGAGUGGAGCCGACUGCCUCACGGUGCUCAAUCCGAGGAGCUUUCUGCGUUCAGUUCAGCUGUAUCUGCUUGGACCUACAUCAUGUUGGAGAACAGAGCGAACAAGAAGGGCUAAACCGUGCUUUCGGUAUUUUUAACCAAGUUGUUGCGAAUGAUCCUUCCAUAAGUACAAAUAAGUUUUGAUUUUUAGUUCCAAAUAAUUAAGUGCUGUUAAUUUUUUUUAAUUCCAGUGCUCAAUAAAAAUGGACUUGCUGAUC